AUGGGUGCUGACAGCAGCAAGUUCGUCGACUUCGCGACGCAGCUUUGUCUGAGUCGAGGAAAGCACGCCCUGCCCGAUUUGGAUUUGCAGCUGCCGAACGAGUCUGCCAGAACAACGACAUUGAUUUCCUUGGAGCAUCUAAAUGUAAACGUACCUGAGUGGGAUUCCGCGAAUGACCGUUUCUGGCUCAAAGCAAUGGGCCUGGCACUCGAUUCUCGAGCGCAGGGUGUCUGUCAGACAGUGCAGUCAGCUGGAGGUUCGUUGAAGGGUCUUGUUUGGGCCAAUGCUGGCCUACAGCAGAUUCAUAUGCCUUUGGGAGAGCCUCCUCCCAUGGAGGCUCAGAAGCCACCGGGUGUAGUUGGCCUUGCGUAUGCUGACAUCAUGGGCUUGCGAGCCACGCUGAGGGAAGCCGGGGUGAACUUCUCCCCAGUGCCUCUGAAAGACCAGAUGAGCAACCUUCAGGGUGUGGGACCCGUCGCGUUGCAGUGCACAAGUCCAACAGGGGUGAAGAUUUACGCACAUGGCAUUCGGUCAGAGACCUGGCUGACACCUCGCGGCUGGAUGGAUUGCACGGCUGCCAGAGAUCAAGGGCUCGGCCUGCCCAGUGAAGAGGCUUCCCAGUGCAUGGGUAUGCCAUAUAUCCGGCUGCAGUGCCCGGUGGGCAGCACUGAGGGCCUCGCAAGGUUCUACAAGCAUGUCUUCGACACCCAGUCAGAGUUUCGCCAAGGGGCCGAAGGACUUGAGUGCUGGGUGCCCAUCGGUGUGGGCCAAUGGCUGAUCUACCAAGAGAUUGCAGCUGAAGUGCCUUACGACGGAUACCACAUUGCCAUAUAUGUAAACCGUUUUGUCAGUGCAUACCGGGCGGCCCGGGGGCUCGGAAUCGUUUGGAAUAACCCUCGGUUCCCGAAUCUUACAUAUGACUCCGAGGAUGAUGCGAUUCGGCAUCACGAGUUUCGAAUCCUGAAGAUGGUAGAUCCGGAGUCCUCCCAGGUCUUGUGUGAAGUGGAGCAUGAGAUACGUGCACUGUCGCAUGGCGGCUUCUGUGCAAAGGCAUGGCUGGAGCAGGAGCCUGCGUAA
Symbiodinium natans is the source of this 1077-nucleotide messenger RNA. Lineage: Eukaryota; Dinophyceae; Suessiales; Symbiodiniaceae. The record is from the annotation of a GenBank genome assembly.